AGAGAAAUAAGUAGAGAAAGCAGCUCCAGAACUACCAUAUAUGGUUGUUGAAACAACAAAGCUGGCACAUCUCGUCCCAGAAAAUGACAAGAUCUUCUUAAAUCACAUAUUUGAGUGUGAGAAAGACAUCAGAAUCCCUAUCUGGGAUAACAACCUCUUUGAUGGUACAGUAAGCUUGCAAGAAGUCAUAGAAAUCUUGAAUGAAAAAGAUGUACAAAACACGAGCCUACUGAAGGACCAGAAAAAUGAGGUCAGAAAGAUGUUCCUUGAUGACAAGCUGCUAGAACUCAUUCAAAAACAGCAUGCCUAUCGCUACUUGGUUUUCCCCAUGAAUUCCUCAGGAGGUAAUAAAGAGAACGACAACGAUCCAUACCAUUGGACUGUCCUGGUUUAUGACAUUGAGGAUGGGCAAUGGAGGCAUUACAACUCCAUCAGACCAACUGGAAGAAAGGCAGAUGCAUACCUUAAAGAUGCUCGUUUAAUGAAAAGGUAUGUUGAAGGAUUCGUGAAGAAAAAUCAUACCCCAACAUUCAUCCUCUCAUCACAAAACGAAACAAUCUUUGAAAAGCAAAAGUUUGAUGCUCCAAUAAUCUCACCUGCAUCUCCGCAACAAAGACCUGGAACUGUUGACUGUGGAAUUAUAGUUUGCUACAUCAUUGACAAGCUUGCACACGGAGAAAGCAUCCCUGAGUCAUUGACAACUGAUGAAAUCAGAGAAUACAGAGUGUUAUUGUUGAUGAGGUUCCUGUAUGAUGAACCAAGAACAUGGACAGAAGCUCUUUGGAAAGACCGAAACUUGAAGACUGACUAG
Rhododendron vialii is the source of this 811-nucleotide messenger RNA. RefSeq lists its product as uncharacterized. Bases 41 to 811 code for a protein of 256 amino acids. Lineage: Eukaryota; Viridiplantae; Streptophyta; Magnoliopsida; Ericales; Ericaceae. The transcript is spliced from 5 exons. Gene Ontology annotation, biological process: proteolysis. Gene Ontology annotation, molecular function: cysteine-type peptidase activity. The record is from RefSeq and is a predicted model, not a curated record.